This is a messenger RNA of Physella acuta, 1871 nucleotides long. Its product is annotated as putative amine oxidase [copper-containing]. Lineage: Eukaryota; Metazoa; Mollusca; Gastropoda; Physidae. Gene Ontology annotation, biological process: amine metabolic process. The record is from RefSeq and is a predicted model, not a curated record. Gene Ontology annotation, molecular function: copper ion binding; quinone binding; primary methylamine oxidase activity. Gene Ontology annotation, cellular component: plasma membrane.
CCAACUGUCUGGCCAACACCGUCGACUGUCUGGGAUACAACCCCAUCCCCGUGGGGACGGGCCUCCACGGUGACGUCAACAAGCGGAAGAUGUGGCUGUUUGGUAUUUAUUCCGUCAUGUUUUACUCGCUCCACCCAAUCGACUUUGCCGUCUACUGUGACGUCAGCGGUUCGGAUCCAAGCCAGUGGAGGAUUGAGAAAGUUUGGUACGCGGGGCGGGUGUAUGACACGGUGGACCAGUUGGUGGAUGGAUACAAAACUAACACGAUCCCAAAGGUGAAGGUCACCAAGCCACGAGAGAGUCCCGACCUGUUCUCUACCCUCUACAGACGUGGCCAGCCGGUGCCAGAGAGGCCACAGCGUGCACCUGUACAGGUGGAACCAGACGGCAAGAGGUACUCACUCAGGGACAGAAAGGUUCGUACAGACGGCAAGAGGUACUCACUCAAGGACAGAAAGGUGGAGUACAUGGGCUGGACCUUCAACUUCCGGAUGUCAGCACUGACUGGACCUUCGCUCUAUGACGUCAGGUUUAAAGGGGAGAGAAUCGCUUACGAGCUUGGUCUGGCUGAGAUAUCGGUGUUUUAUUCCGGUGGCGCCCCUUUGUCCCAAAUAACCAACUACGUAGACAGUGGCGUGCUACUGGGGUCUCACUCCAAGUCCAUGGUGCCUGGUGCUGAUUGUCCAGAGUUCUCUACCUUGGUCAACCAGACAUUUUGGAGCCAACACACGGAUGUCCCGGGGACAUUUGACGCCAGUUUUUGUCUGUUUGAGUUUAACAACGGCUACCCACUCCGACGGCACUCGUCUUAUGAGAGCGACAGCGGCCUGUUUUACGGCGGGAUGUUGGAUUCUGUGCUCAUUCUCAGAUCUGCACUAACUAUCGGCAACUAUGAUUACGUCAUUGACUUUGAGUUUCAUCAAAAUGGCGUUAUCGAGGUUCGAUUGAUGAGCACAGGUUACAUCCAAACCAGCUUUUACUCAGAGCCGGAUAAGCCGUACGGCUUCCGGCUGCAGAACACAAUAACCGGCAACAUCCACCACCACAUGGCCCACUUUAAAGUUGACCUUGACAUUGGUGGCCCAUCAAACCGUUACGAGACCCUAGACAUCUUGCCAGACGCUGUCCCAUUAAAACAGGACCCGAGUGUGACGUACAACCAAAUGAAGUUUAGACGUACCCUGGUGAAGACUGAGAGAGAGGCUGUCUAUGACUACAACUUUACCAGACCAAUGUAUCAUGUGGUUCAUAGCAGGGCUGGGAAAACAAAGUUUGGCCUAGAGGUAGGUUGGGAGGGGGGGGUUAUCUUAGGGAAAACAAAGUUUGGGGAAAUUAAGGCCUACAGGAUACAGAUGAACGGGAUGUCCUACAACCUGCUACCACGUGACCAGGGCAAUGAGGGCACCAUCCCCUGGGCACGGCACCAGAUGGUGGUCACCAGACACAAGGACGACGAGAUCUGGUCCAGCUCCAACUACGCCAUGUUUGACGGCCUUGACCCCGUGGUCAACUUCACCAAGUUUUACCAGGAUGACGAGAGUAUCGUUGACCAGGACCUGGUGUUCUGGAUGACCUGUGGUAUGCACCACAUCCCCCACACCGAGGACCUGCCCAACACCCCCACAGUUGGCAAUCACCUGACCUUCUACCUGCUGCCCUACAACUACUUUGACGAGUGUCCGUCUGUCUCGUCACGUGACUCCCUCCACAUCAUACACCGGGACAGGUCAGACACCACUAAAGGUGUUUUUGUAGACAGGAACGGUAACUCCAGAGACCAAUGUCUUACACCCAGACCAAACCUGGAAGAGCUUCUGGAGGAAAACCCUGACCUUGUCCUUGAGAGCAGACGGCAAAAUUUUAUUUAUUAA